GUUAAUGGAAUAAAAUAUUUCAAUCAAAUGUCCAAUUCAUAGAAGAGAAUUAAUAGUAACAGGAUGUAUUAAUCCUAAUUGUAAUCGUUCACCUUUGAUUUGUCAAAUGUGUCCAGAUGCUCAUUCUGAUCAUUAUUCAAAUAUAGUUCAAAUAUCUGAAUGGCUAUAAAAAGUUGCAAAGACUAUUUAAGAAGGUUCAAAAACCUUAAAAUAGAUAAGAGACAUCAAUUAAAUUGAUUCUGUUUUAAAAUGGUGUGAAGAUAAUGAAAUGCAUCUUAAAAAGGUAGACGAGCAUUGUAAAGCCUAAAAAGCCUUGAUUAAUGAAGAUUUUAAUUAUCUAAAAGACCUGUUUGUUGAAAAAUGCAAUUAAGCACAAGCAUAAUUAGAAUAAGAUAUAGAAGACUUCUAUAUAAAAUACAAAGAACAAUUUAAAAUUUGUAAAUUAAUUAUGGAUGACUCAUAUAUUUUAUAGAAGUAAUGUAAUCCUUAUAGUAAUGUGCAUAACCUUAUAUUAAAAUUAUAAUAAUCCAAUCCAAAAGAAGCUUAAGAAUUAAUUACUUAAAUCAGAAAAUUAAUUAACAAACCAUAUGAUCCAAUAGAAAAUAUUAAGUAAUGUGCAGAAUCUAUAACAGAAAUGACUUAUAAUCUUCCAGUAUUUGCAUUUUAAGAUGGUAUUGAUAAUUUUGUAAAUUAAUUGGCUGAUUAGAUACACAAUCAUUUUAAAACAAAAUUAAACAUCACAUUACCUCGAAAGAUAGUUUCACCAAUUAAAUAUUAACCAAAAAAUCUGCAUAAAUAAUAUUCCUUACCAACUGAAAAUUUAACAAACAAUUACAAUAGUAAUUAAAAUAUAUCAAAAUCCCCUCGUUUAAAUCAAAAAUUAACAUUUUCUCCCUAAAAUAGUAUUGCUUUGCAUUCUAAAACUAUAGUAGGGUAAUGUAGUGAUUUUACAUUGAAACCUUUAAAAAAAUAUUAAUUAGAUUUUUGUGUAUCAGCAAUUGAAGUUGUAACUCCAUAAAUAUUUGCAAUGACAUGUAGUAAUGAUCCACAUUUGAGAGUUUUUGAUACUAUAUAAAAGCGUAUUCAUACAUUGUCCACACAUACUACUCCAAUUAUACAAAUACAUAAAUCAAUAGAUUAGGUUGUUCCAUUAUAAUAACAUAAUAAUUCAAAAUCUUAAACUUAUUUAUUCACAUUAUCAAAUGAAUAAUUAGUAGUUUGGGCUUUUGAUUUUAGUAAUUCUUAAAUGAUUGUCCCACAUAUUUAUCAUAAAUAUCUAUUUAACAACUAAAUAACAUAGAGUUGUUAUUUAUAAGAUAAUUCUUGUAUUGCUAUUGGAGAUUAAGUUGGGACUGUUGAAAUUUAUAACUUUUAGUAAUCUAAAUUAUAAUAGAAUGGAAUUAAAGGAAAACAUUAGAAAUAGAUAUCUUCUAUAUUGUUAUUGAAAAAACAUGAUAAAUUUAUUUGUAGUUCUUAUGAUUAAACAUUAUCUAUUUGGAAAAUGUUAUACAAUUAAUAAUCAUUUGAAAAUACUUAUUGUGAAUCUAUUAUUUAAUGUGGAAAUAUGCUUGGAUAAAUUUAGAUAAUAAAUUAGUUUUAAUCAAAUCCAAAUUUACUUUUGGUUGGAAAUUUAGAAGGUAAUAUUAUAGAAUAAUAAAAGGAUCAUUAAAGAUUGUUAAUUUGAUGAAUUAAUGUGUCAUUUUAGAAUCAGAUAUAUAAAAAAAUACAAAUUCUAUUUGUGAUUUUAUUAUUGCAGAAGAUGCUAAUAAAGGUAAUUAAAAUUUAAUAUUAAUUAGAAACUAUAUCUGUAAUAACUUACUUAUAAUCAAGUAAAUCAUUAAGAUUUUGGAGAUUGUAGAAUAAUAAUGAUAUGGGAUGGGCUUAAAAUGAAUAAAAGAUAGAAGUUGCUUUAUCUUUAUCUGAGAAUAUGAUCAGAUCAAAAUUAUAAUUAGUUUAAAUGCCUUCUAGUACAUAAAAUACUGUAGUUUUAAUAGCUAAUGAAAUAAAUAAAGAAUUGUUAGUUUAUGAAAUUAUUAAUAAAUAGUGA
Paramecium pentaurelia is the source of this 2047-nucleotide messenger RNA. The record is from the annotation of a GenBank genome assembly. NCBI's taxonomy places the organism in Eukaryota, Ciliophora, Oligohymenophorea, Peniculida, Parameciidae.